AUGGAACCACGUCUGUGUUUAACACAGGAUGAAGAUGGAGUGCCGGUUAAUGCUAUUGAGUACCAGCGACUUAUUGGCAGCCUUCGUUGCCUCAUUCACUCGAGACUAGAUCUUAGCUACUUAGUUGGAGUAGUAAGCAGGUACAUGGAAUCUCCAAAUGAAAGUCAUCUAAAGGCAGUCAAACAUAUCUUAAGGUACAUAAAGGGAACAACCAACUUUGGUUUAGUGUACAAGAAAGGUGGAGAUAGAAAGCUUAUUGGAUUCAGUGAUAGCUGCUAUGGAAUGGAUAUUGAUGGUAGAAAGGGUACAACAGGAAUGAUUUUCUACUUAUCAGGUGAUGGAACAUGUACCUCCGGCGGCGCUUCUGGAAAUCCAAUUACUUGGUCAUCUCAGAAGCAAUAUACGGUGGCUCUAUCUUCUUGUGAGGCGGAAUUUAUGGCAGCAACAGCCACAACAUGUCAAGCUUUAUGGCUAAGGAGUUUACUAAAAGAGUUGAUCGGCUGA
Messenger RNA from Lactuca sativa (garden lettuce), 504 nucleotides. The record is from RefSeq and is a predicted model, not a curated record. Lineage: Eukaryota; Viridiplantae; Streptophyta; Magnoliopsida; Asterales; Asteraceae.